Molecule: messenger RNA, 3561 nt
Organism: Momordica charantia (bitter melon)
Lineage: Eukaryota; Viridiplantae; Streptophyta; Magnoliopsida; Cucurbitales; Cucurbitaceae
Source: RefSeq, a predicted model, not a curated record
AGUGGAUGGGAAGGAGAAGAAUUGAACAAAGAAAGGAAGAAUGCUAGUCUCUCUGAGCUCAGAUACUUGCCACAGCUUUCUACUUUAAAUUUAAGCAUUCAACAUGAAAAAAUUAUGCCAAAGCAAUUGUUUUCAAGAGAGUUGAAUUUAGAGAAGUUCAAGAUUAGUAUCGGCAGCAACUUAAGAGUAUUUCUGAGGAAUCGCUUCUUUAGAAUUCUGUGUCUCGAGAUGGUAUCAGGAAGUUGUUUGGAUGAUUGGAUAAAAACGCUGUUAAAGAGGUGUGGAGAACUGCGUUUAGUAGGACCAAGUGUUGCAAGAGUUCUCCAGUGUGAAUUAGAUGAAAAUGACCCUUCACAUUUGAAGAGUCUCCACCUUUAUAAUGAUUCAGAAUUUCAACAUUUUAUCCACCAACAUAACAAGCCUUUACGAAAAAUCUUAUCCAAUUUAGACUACUUGGGACUGUUCAAUUUAAAGAAUUUGGAGAGUAUAAUUCAUGGGCAUGUAAGAGAGCUUCCUUUGAAUAAGUUGACGAGGGUGUCUGUGAUGCACUGUGAUAAAUUGGGAACUCUCUUUUACAACUGCAUCUUGGAUGACAUUUUGAAUGUUGAAGAAAUUUUUAUUGUGGGGUGUGAGAUGUUGGAAGUGAUCACUGCGAUGGAAAGCAAUGAGAGAACUGCCACAGUUGAGUUUACACACUUAAAGUAUUUGUCUCUAGAAGGCGUACCACGGGUUCGAAGUUUUUGCUCCAAAAUCCAACAAAUUGGCCAAUCAAGUCUUGAUAGUUCAGAAAAAGUGGAAACUCUUAGCAUGACUAUGUAUUUUUUGUUCAUUCUUCAGUGAAGAGGUAUUGCUUCCUAAUUUGGAGGAAUUAAAAAUGAGAGGUGCAGAGAAUUUGGAGAUGAUAUGGCACAAUGUACCCAUUCCUAAUUCUUUUUCCAAACUCGAAACUGUACAAAUUGAGUCAUGUAACAAUUUAGAAAAAGUUUUUCCUUCAAAUAUAAUAACCAUACUUUCCUGCCUUAAAUUCUUAACCAUUAAAAAAUGUAAUUUAUUGAAAUGUAUAUUUGAAGUACAAGAGCCCAAUGAGAUAGAAAAAAGUAUUGCUUUGCUCUCAAAUUUGAGGCGCUUGGAACUAUUUAAUUUGCCAAACCUAGAGUAUGUAUGGAGAAAGAGUCCAUCUGAGCUUCUGAUUUUUGAAGACAUAAAAGUAUUGUCCAUUCAACAAUGUCCAAAGCUUAAAAGAGCAAUAUCCAAUCAAAGUUCUUAAGCAACAUGAAGACCUACAAAUAGAUCUCAGCCAAUUGAAAGAGACUCUUGAGAAGGAAAAGUCAGUGCAUAUGUUGGAUUCCCAGGUUGAGACUACACAAUUGCAAGAUGGUCUGAAGUUGUUUUCCAAGCUUAAAAGUCUGAAACUAUCUGGUUCUCUCAUCUACAACUCAUCGCAUUUGCCAAUAGAAAUUGUACGAAUAGUACACAAUCUUGAACGGUUUGAAUUAAGAAGGAUGCUUGUUAAAGAAAUAUUCCCAAAUGAGAAAUUGAUCAAUGUGGAAGAAUAUCGUAAUAUAAGAUUUSAGCCUUCGGAUUUGAGUCUAUUCGAAUUGCCCAAGCUUAAGCAUUUCUGGAAGGAUGACUACAAAAGCACCUCAUCACUUAAAAAUUUGGCUUCUCUAAUCAUAUCAGGAUGUGGCAUAUUGGAUAUGUUAGUGCCAUCAUCAGUGUCUUUUAGAAACUUGUCCAAGCUUGAGGUGGAUAAAUGUCAUAGACUGACUCAUUUGCUAAAUCCUUCGGUGGCCAGAACAUUGGUGCAGCUUAAACGGUUGGUCUUAAAAGAUUGCAAAAGGAUGACCACUGUAAUUGCAGAAGUUGUUGAAGAAGGAAAUGAAGAAAUUGUAUUUAGCAGAUUAAAGUAUUUAUUCCUCGAGGAUUUGUCCAAAUUAACAAGCUUUCAUUCGGGAAAAUGCAUCAUAAGAUUUCCAUACUUGGAUGAUGUAACUAUUUGGACUUGUCCUAAAAUGGAAGUUUUCUCUCUUGGAAUCAUAAGCACGACUAACUUACUAGUUAGAGAUCUUAGAAUACAUCAUGGAAUUAAAGGUUCACGAUAUGGGUAUGAAGAUUCAAAUUAUGGCUAUGAAGAUUCAAAAGUUGUUGAAGAUAUCAAUGGUAUUAUCCGACAAGCUUGGGAGGACAUUUAUGGCAUUAUCCAACAAGCUUGGGAGGACAAUUAUGACACUGGGAUUCAAUAUUUGUUUACAGAAAAGAAUUUGGAGGAGAACCAAUCUGAUCAUUCAUCUUCAUGUGUUGAGGAAUAAGCAUCAUGUUGAUCGUUCCUUAAGUUUAUGAUUUCAUCCAUAAUGAAGGAUAUCAGUCCUUAAUUUUGAAAAAUUGAUGAUUAAAAAAGCAUACUAUUUUGGAAGAUGAUACUCACCUCACAUUCAUUUGCCAAACUCAAAAAGGGAUAAUUGCAGAUCAACAGGCAAACAUUAGAGGAAAGUAUGAUGUGUGCUACUCCCUCCAUUGAGUUGCUUGGAAUUCUUAUAUAUGUCAAAGCUAAAGCAUGUGUGGAGUAAAGAUCCUCUCGAUCGAACUUCUGAUUUUCGAGAUGUAGAAGCCUCGGUGUAUUCGUCAGCGUCUAAAGCUUAAGCAACUCGAGAAUCCGAAAAUAAAUUGAAGGACUUUUUUUUUUUUUUUUAAGGAGAAGUCAGAAGAGCCUCCAAGAUCAAAAGUCAGAUGGAUCAUUAAUCAAUUUAAAAAUCCAUACACAAUGGAGGAGAUUGAGACACUGCCCCGAGGUCCCACACCCAAAAGGUGCCCCAUAUAGGUCUUUUCCGAAACCCCCCAGAUUCAUGGAUCAGGAUUGUUGUGGAAGAUAUAUCAACGUGUCAUUCUCUGACAAGCUGAUCAUUCAAUAUUUGUUUGCCGAACAGCCUGCAGUGGUAUAUGUAUAUGUCUGGGUGUGAAUUUAUUAAUGCAGAAUUUGGAGGAAGACCAACCUGAUCAUCCUUCACAUGUGAGGAAUCCAAAUCAGAUUCAUUGAGAAGUCUUCUGGAGGAGGCAAAAAUGGAAAUUGAAGAAAGUAUCAUUGGCUUUGCAAAGAGAGCCAGAGAGAAUGAAGAGAACUGACCGAUGGCGCAUGCAUGCGAGGGAACGAAUGCAGGUGGACAAAUUUCGACGGAUGGAUUGGCACACGCCUGCGACGGCAGGUGCGUACUGCAUGCCAUUCUUUGGUUAAACCUUGAAGUCACAGAUUCAAAUCUUAUCUACGGGUGGACAUUUUGCUCGAGGUUUUUAGUGGAGCAAAAGUUGAGAGAGGCAUUGAAAUAAUUAUCUUGGCGAAGAUGCUUCAAAUGAAGUUAAAGUUGAGAAGAAUAAAGUUUAAAAUAAGACAGAAGAUUAGAGAAGUCAUCAAUGAACAAUAAAUAUUUGGCUACAAUUUCUAAUGUCUGUGAUGGUAGAGGAGGAUGAACUUGGAUUUUGUAUCAACUUUGUGCGGUAAGUAGUAAAGUUGACUGUAACGUAACACUUGUUCUCAAUUAAGGAGAUUGGAGCCUUCGACUUCUAGCA